Coturnix japonica (Japanese quail) is the source of this 4681-nucleotide messenger RNA. RefSeq names its product serine/threonine kinase 35 (gene STK35). The record is from RefSeq and is a predicted model, not a curated record. Gene Ontology annotation, biological process: negative regulation of G2/MI transition of meiotic cell cycle; protein phosphorylation. Lineage: Eukaryota; Metazoa; Chordata; Aves; Galliformes; Phasianidae. Gene Ontology annotation, molecular function: ATP binding; protein kinase activity. Gene Ontology annotation, cellular component: cytoplasm; nucleus.
GGGUCGGACAUUAGGAUGAAGCCCCCCUCGGGAUGAGCGGUGUUGGACACCGACAACCCGAGGGGUGGAUGAUGGGGGUGGUGUCACCAUCCCUGCCCACGUUCCAGAACUCGGAGCUCCGUUACCUGCGGACCAGGCGGGGCUGUGCCGCCCCCCGUUACAUAACAACACAAACCCCACCGGCCGCACCGGGCGUUGCGCUCCCCACGGCCGCAGUGUUUACAGCCGCUCGGCGCACACCAUUCCGCAGGGGGAGCGGCCGGCCGUGCCCUCACUGCUCUCAUCCCCCCCGCACCGAGCAGCCCGGCGGGCAGCACUAGCGGCCUCACCACCCUUAUCACCCCUCCAUCCCCGGUUCUCCUCCUCCGUUCCCUCUCGGUACGAUGCUCACGUCCCGUCUCCGUCACUCCAUCCCCCCCCGUAAUGUUGAUGGUACGAUCCGACGCCCCGCGAUUGGCCGAGCGCUUAAAGGGGCCGGCAGGGCGCGCUUUUCCGCCCUGUGUCGCUCGGUGCCGCUCCCCCCGUCCCGCUCGGCGCUGCCCGGCCCGGCUCCACGCGGGGACCGGCGGACGGGGGGGGGCUGGGAGCGGGGCUGCCCCCACCGCGCUGCUAUGGAGACGGCGGACGGAGGCCGCAAACGGACACAAAGGGCGGCGAGGAGGCGGCGCGGCCCCAUGGCGGAGGAAGAGGAGGAGGAGGCUGCGGCGGUGGUGGUGGGCCCGGGGUCGGGCUGUAGCGGUGCGGGGGUCCCUCGGUACCGGCUGUUGGCAGAGAUAGGCCGCGGGGCCUAUGGUGUGGUGUACGAGGCGGUGUCGAGCCGCAGCGGAGCUCGGUUGGCGGUGAAGAGGAUCCGUUGCGACGCCCCCGAGAACGUGGAGCUGGCGCUGGCCGAGUUCUGGGCGCUGACCAGCCUGAGGAGGCAGCACCCCAACGUGGUGCGGUUCGAGGAGUGUGUGCUGCAGCGGCACGGCCUGGGGCAGCGCAUGAGCCACGGCAACAAGCGCAGCCAGCUCUACCUGCGGCUGGUGGAGACCUCCCUCAAAGGUGAGAGGAUCCUGGGCUACGCGGAGGAGCCUUGCUACCUCUGGUUCGUCAUGGAGUUCUGUGAAGGGGGGGACCUCAACCAGUACGUGCUGUCACGACGACCUGACCCUGCGACCAACAGAAGCUUCAUGCUGCAGCUCACCAGCGCCAUCGCCUUCCUGCACAAGAACCACAUCGUCCAUCGGGACCUGAAGCCAGACAACAUCUUGAUCACCGAGAAGUCGGGCACCCCAGUUCUCAAGGUGGCUGACUUUGGGCUCAGCAAAGUCUGUGCUGGUCUGACGGCUCGAGGAAAAAAGGGUGGCCAUGAGAACAGAAAUGUGAAUGUGAACAAGUACUGGCUGUCUUCGGCUUGUGGCUCUGACUUCUAUAUGGCCCCCGAGGUCUGGGAGGGGCACUACACUGCCAAGGCUGACAUCUUCGCCCUCGGUAUCAUCAUCUGGGCCAUGAUUGAGAGGCUCACCUUCAUUGAUGCUGAGACCAAGAGGGAGCUGCUGGGGACCUACAUCAAGCAAGGGUCUGAGAUUGUGCCUGUUGGGGAAGCGCUGCUAGAAAACCCAAAGAUGGAGCUGCACAUCCCUCAGAGGCGCAGGACUUCCAUGUCUGAGGGGAUCAAGCAGCUCCUGAAAGACAUGUUGGCUGCUAACCCGCAGGAUCGACCUGAUGCCUUUGAGCUCGAAACCAGAAUGGACCAGGUUACAUGUGCUGCUUAAAUUCAGGGCAGGGCACUGCUGUGCUUUGCAGCUGGGUUUAUUUACCAGGGACCCAUCAUCUCCAUUACGUGCAACGAGGGGCUGUGAAGAUAAGGGAUGGUGACAAUAUAAAAGAUCCUUGGUCUUCAGGAUCUCUGGCAAUGUGAAAUGUUUGGGUGUUAACUUUGUUUUGUUGGUGAGUGGUGUUCUGGGGGCGCAGGGGGGCUGCAGGGGCACAAGCUGGGCACUUAUCACACUCACCAGACUAUUGAAUGCGAUCCAGAGCACAGAGCUGCCCUGCCCAGCCCUCCCCAUGUCCCCCCUGCUCUGCAGUUGGUCUUGAUAGGAGUUAAUAGACAGCUGUGGUCUGCUGUCAGACAGGAUUGCUGAGCCCAGCUGGGCACUGGUUGGGGGGUUUAUUGCUUCCACCAAGGAAAUGGGUUUGCAGUUGGAAUGCAUUGCUUUAGAGGUGAGUCUUAUGGACCGUGUGUUGCAAGCAGUAGAAUGUUUUCAUAGCCAGGCAGCUUCUGGAUAGGUGCGUGCUGCCUGGACUAGAAACUGCUGUUAGGUAUAGAGUAGCAUAAGCUGGAAAGGCACUGGGGAGUCAGCAGUGCCCUGCGAGGGGCAGACCCUUGUCUCCCUAAGCUGGGUGUCACUAAUGGUGUUUGUUAGGGACACAGAGCUAAUGGGGAGUGUGUAGGUACAUUCUGUCUGCAUACAAGAGAAACUGAAAACAAUCCACUACUCUGAGCCAUUUGAUGCCAAGCUUCAUUUGUGAGGAGCGGUGCUUGGGAGGAGGUUUGGCCUCAGUGGCUCUUGGGCUGGAUUCUGGCCUGCUGUAAAACACUUCUUCCUGCUAGAAAACUGUCUCAGUAAAGCAAAACGCUGGUUGUGGUCACUUGGUUGCAGUCAGUACAGCUCAGGUGAGGAGGCUGGAACCUCAGGCCGAUCAGUUAACACUCGGUCUCCUUGCCUAUAUUGUAGCAACACUUAACACUCUGGGGCUAUGCUGCUUGUCCUUAGACUUUGCUGGCUGUAAAUGCAGAAUACAGCACCACCUCUUUUCCAACCUCUGGGGCCUGGACAAGCUAAAAUGCUCCCUGCUGAGCUGACACUGUCAGAACCAGUCUGGGGAGCAGCAUCACUGCCAUUGCUCAGCCCCCACAGCACCAGGGCUCAGGCAGAAGUGGGUUCCUGGGGUCUAAUUGCCCCCCAGCUGUUGGCACUGCCCCUUUCCUGGGCAGGGUUGGAUGGCCCCACUCAUGCCCAGUAUUGCCCCAAGGGCCAUAGUGAGCUGAGAACUGAUCUCUUGUUCACAGUACAGUGUUAGUGCCCUAUUCCAUUCCUCCACCCAAUAGAGCUUUUGUUGCUUAUUGACUGUUACAACCCAUCCCUGGCAUGAACUGGUGCAUGCAGAAGGCUGUACCCUCCCAUCCCACUCAUGGGUUACGCUUCUGGAAGGGCCCCUUGCUGGAAGAAAUGAGCUUCCCAGCAGGAGGUCUGCAUGCAGGGCAUGGAGGUGGCAGGUGAGCACUGGGGAAGUCCCCCCCCCCCACCCUCCUGGCCCAUGUCAGGUUUGGGCCAUUCUCAAACCACACGUCUUCACCUCAGCUUUUGCAUUUCAGAUGUGUUUGUAAAGCAGCUUGAUGUUAGCAAGCUAGACCGUAGUGCCUUACUUAGGAGUUAGCAAACACUUCCGAGGAUGAGCCCUAGGCUGCUAAACUUUGGCCAACGUGGAUGUUUCCCUGUUAAUUUGCCCUUUUCAAAACAUUUCUCCCUGAUGAUUUUGCUGCUGUUUGCGCUCGAUUUCCUGGACUGUAGAUGAAGCUGCCUUGUGUUUACAGCUCCUAGCACCUCUCCUCCAAUUGCUUUAGCCCAGACCAAACUUGUUCUAUAGAACGAGGUGGCAGCAUCAGGUGUCUCUCCCCACCUGCAUCUGUUGAGCAUCUCCUGCAGGCUGAACCCUGCAGGGGGAGUUUUUGGCAUUGGGCUGCAUCGCUGGGAAUGUUCAAGCUUAGGACAGCAACUCCAAGGCAUCCAGGUAUGGAGGGAGAUGCUGUUAUAGGGGGGGGACCAUGUGCCCUCCUGCUGCCCUUUGGGUGUCCAGGCUGAGCCCAGCGCUGGGGGUGAUUGUAUGAAACUGUUUACUUCUGACUGCUGUUUACAAGAGGGAGGUGGGGUAGGGGUGGGGGUACAAGCCAAGCCUCAGGAGGAUUGGGAAACACAUUAUCUGCACCAGCCUGCAGCAGGGCCGGCUGUCAGCACCGUGUGGGUGUGCUGGACUCUGCAGGCAGCGUGGGUCUAUGGAGAGGAGGGCAGAGGGGUUAGGUGAGCUCCCCCGUGCUGCUGUGUUUGAGGCUCAACGGUGCUAGUGACAGAUAAGAAUUACCCCCACGGUCUUCCUUUACUCCUCAGGACCCAGCUCCUUCACAUAUCAGAGGCUCCCAGAGCCUUCCUGGAGCAAUAAGAUUUAAAACAAGCAUUUACCAUCGUUGUGGAAAUCCUCCGUUGUGUGCGUCGUAUGUCUCCUCUGUAUGCAGUACCGAGACUGGGUUUAAGCCUGCUGAAUGCCAUGGGAGGAACACGACAACGUGACAAUGCCACGUCCCAGCUAUGGGACAUGGGGACACCUGCUCCCCAUUGAGGGCAGAAGGCUCAAACCCAGACUCCAAAGUUAAUGGUAUUAGUAAAUGGAUCUGUAUUACUUCCUUUUUGUUUUGUUGGUUGGUUUUCUUUUUGCACAGAAGCUGGUGAUUUAGGACCUACGUGUGAACAACUUUAUAUGAAUUUUUUUUGUACUUGGUUUACUCGGGUUGGUAUGAGACGUUCUAUUUAAGUUGUGAACGCUGUGGAUGCCCUGAUGUGUAUGAGUGGCAGAGGCUUUGUAAAUUAAGAGACGUUUGUGUGAAUAAAGCUGUUUGAUGGGGUUGAAAAGUCACACCAUA